GAUCAUUACAAACCACUUUGUAAAGGCAGAGGAAUCAUUUGAAACCUUUGAUGGAGAAACCUUUAGUAUGUGAUGACUCUGUGCUCAGACACAAGAACAAUGCCAGACCUACAUGUUCUGUUUCACCUAGUCAACAAACUGAGCAUCUGUUACAAUGCCAGGAUACUGAAAACGGGGGCGAUCAGAGAUCAAGAAAAGUAAAUAAAUCAGACGCACCCAUGUCAGAGGAUACAGAAUCUGAAAUCUUGGAAAGGAAAAGAACUAGGUCCAGAACAUUCGAUCCCUCAUUGCUAUCACCUAUCCAGAGUGACACUGACUCAAAAAUUGAAAGGAAGAAGCCACAGUGCUGUAAUUUUCCACGGACGAAUUCCCAGUAUCACAAGAUUUUUAAAGACAUCAGAGAGGAUGAGCAGCUGAAACAGAGUUACACAUGUGCUUUGCAGAAAGACAUUCUGUAUCAGGGGAGACUUUUUGUGUCUGAUAACUGGGUCUGCUUCCAUUCCAAAGUCUUUGGGAAAGAUACCAAGAUUUCUAUCCCGGUAACAUCAGUAACAUUUAUAAAGAAAACAAGAACUGCCAUCUUAGUGCCAAAUGCAUUAAUUAUAGCCACAGCACAGGACAGGUAUGUCUUUGUGUCGUUCCUGUCUCGAGACGCCACUUACAAAGUUUUGAUGUCAGUGUGCUGCCAGUUGGAUGACAAGUGUAUGGGAAGCAGCCCUAUACCUUCUUCUGCAGACAGAAACUACAGAAUGACACAUUCCACGCUUCCUAUGAAUUUCUCAGCGGAUCUGUCAGAUCUGGAUGGUCCAGUGAUUCAGAGGAGAAAAAGACUGGGGGACAGCAGCAGUUCAGAUUCUGAAAAGUAUGAGAAAAUUCCAGAGGCUCAAGUUUUUAUGAAUGGGGUAAAACAAGACGGUGUAUCAGACACUCGUCCACAGCAUGCAAAGCACAAAUGGAAUAUGGAUGACAUAAAAGCACUGAGACCAGCUUCACUUAACACUCUUCUGGUGGUGUAUCUGUUUCUGGUGUGCAUUUUAGUUUUGUCUUCAUGUUGCAUGGCUUUCAAGUUAAUAUAUCUGGAACAGAGACUGACCUCCCUAAUGGCUGAGUUUUCAUAUAAUGGAGAUGAAUAUGACAGUGUCUAUCCCGAUGUUACUUCUAGAAUCUACUCUACUCUGUCCAUACACCUUUUGAAGCUGGAAAAGAUUCAGAAACAACUAGAAAGACUGCUUGAGGAAAGUGGUAUCAAUCCUUUACAAUGACAGACAUCAUCAUCAUCAGACAAGUGCGAAAACAAUACAACAUGAUCUUACAUAAGCCAGUUAUUAUGAAAAAAGCGUUACGUUUAGGGUUAGAGUAGGAAGGGCAAUUAUAGCACCCCUUAUUCUGUUGACUAUUAAACAAUCAGCUCCACAUACCACCUAUUAGUUUUCCUGUAAAUUUUAUGUAAACCUCAGUUAUAAGAAUUAAAUGUAAUAUUAAAUAUCUUAGUUGUUCUUUGUUAUUUAAAAGCUUUUAGAAGGCAGGUUUUAUUAUUAAUCACAGUAAAAUAAAAUUAAGUGUAGGAUUGUAUUUUCUUUAAUUUGCUGUACAUGAACUUAGCUAGAACAAACUUAAAUAAAGUGUUAAUUUAUUUCAUGUUUAUAAAUUGAAUUUAAAAAUGCACAUUAUUUAGACAAGUGAUGUGGCAAAGAGGUAGUGACUAAAAUCAAGAUCAGGAUGCCAAGACCAAAGUUGGUUCAGUUGUUAAAAACCUUUGGAAUGGAAUUUGUGAGGUACACCUAGAGAAAAAUGAACAUUUUUACUGACCAAACACAAAUGUAAAGCAAACACUUUCACAAGCUGUGUAUAGUUUUGUAAGGAUAUUACUUUUAAUUAAAAUAAUGAUUAUGUGAGUGGAA
This is a messenger RNA of Trichomycterus rosablanca, 1901 nucleotides long. RefSeq names its product GRAM domain-containing protein 2B (gene gramd2b). The transcript has 14 exons. Gene Ontology annotation, cellular component: cytoplasmic microtubule. The record is from RefSeq and is a predicted model, not a curated record. Lineage: Eukaryota; Metazoa; Chordata; Actinopteri; Siluriformes; Trichomycteridae. Bases 51 to 1262 code for a protein of 403 amino acids.